Rhopalosiphum maidis (corn leaf aphid) is the source of this 351-nucleotide messenger RNA. RefSeq lists its product as uncharacterized. The transcript has 3 exons. Bases 1 to 351 code for a protein of 116 amino acids. Lineage: Eukaryota; Metazoa; Arthropoda; Insecta; Hemiptera; Aphididae. The record is from RefSeq and is a predicted model, not a curated record.
AUGUGCGCCGUCCUGUUCGCCACUUACGCGAUCUUCGAAUCGUGGAAGACGUACAGCGAGAGUUCGAUUGAUACGGUGGUUGAGACGACAUUUUUAAGCUACGCCGACAUAGCGUUUCCGAUGCUGGUGAUAUGUGAUAGCUCGAGGGUGGACUGGACACGGGUUAUGGGAUUGACCGAACGAGACUUGCCGGGAAUUGAUCCAAACUUGUUGCCUGUCGUGAGAAAAUUGUUGAAAACGUUCUCGGUGAUAACGUAUGGAGAUUUCGACGAUUUUGACGUGCUAUUGAACGUAACAGAACUCCCCAAGAUUAACCAUCUAAACCUCACCGAACUAUUACUGAAGGAAUAG